CCUGUUCAUAUCGCAGAUCAGCUGCUGCUGCGGCGGCGUUCCUCCGACACAGCGCCCGGCGCCCGACCGACGGCUCGGUGGUUUAGUUUGGACGUGGACCCUGAGCGAAGCAGCGCGCCGGAUUCCCCAAAUGGCGGAGUGAGUGAGGAUGCGAUUCCCCAGUUCCAUCUUUGUGUCGGUGUCUCGCUUUACGGCCGAGACCACGGCAGCGCUGUACCUCAGUUCCACGUACCGCUCCGACGGAGACAAAAUCUGGCAGGGUCUCACGCUCCUCUUCACGGUCGUACCGUCUGUGCUCGUUCAGCUGACUCUCACCUCAUCCCACCGUGACCUGAGCAGAGACAGACCCAUUCUGCUCUUGCACAUCUUGCAGCUCGGUCCCAUCGUCAGGUGUCUCGAGGCCUUCUGCAUCUAUGGCAGUGUGGGCCGUGUGGAGGAGCCUUAUGUCAGCAUCACUAGAAAGAAGCAGAUGCCUCGCAGGGGUCAGGCUGAGGAGGUGGAGCGGCAGGUCGGGCAGGCAGAGGGGAAACUGUUUACGCACAGAGCAGCCUUCGCCCGCACCUCUGUCAUUCAGGCCUUCCUGGGAUCAGCCCCCCAGCUCACCCUGCAGCUCUACAUCUGCGUCCUGCAACGGGGGGUGUCCAUCGGAAGAGGCACAUUAAUGGUGAUCUCCCUCCUGUCUAUUGUGUAUGGAGCGCUGCGCUGCAACAUCUUGGCCAUUAAGAUCAAAUACGAUGACUACGAAGUGGACGUCCGGCCUAUGGCUUAUGUUUGCAUUUUCCUGUGGAGAAGCUUUGAGAUCGCCACUCGCGUGGUGGUUCUGGUCCUGUUCAGCUCUGUGCUUCAGCUUUGGGUCCUGCCGGUGGUUCUGUUGAACUUCCUCGUUUUCUUCCUCUACCCCUGGAUCCUGUUCUGGCAGAGCCACUCUCCUUUCCCUGAGAAUAUAGAAAAAACUCUGACCAGGGUUGGAACCACCAUCGUGCUUUGCAUGCUCACCUUCCUCUACGCUGGCAUUAACAUGUUCUGCUGGUCCGCCGUGCAGGUGAAACUCAGUGACCCAGACCUCAUCAAUAAGUCCCAGAACUGGUAUCGCAUGGCCGUGUACUACAUGAUGCGUUUUGUGGAAAAUGCCUCUCUGCUGUUGCUGUGGUACAUCUAUAAAACUGACAUCUACAAGUUCAUCUGUGCCCCGCUGCUGGUGCUGCAGCUGCUGGUAGCCUACGCCAUCGCCAUCUUCUUCAUGCUGGUCUUCUACCAAUUCUGCCACCCGUGUCGGAGGCUCUUCUCCUCCAGCAUGACCCAGGGUCUUUGGGAUUGCUCCUCUCUUCUCUGCCUGAUGUGCAACUCUGCCUCUUCACAGAACCGACCCAUAGGAAAGGAGCCCCCAGGCCUGUCUCCGCAAAAAGAGCCAGCCACCCAGCGGCACCGCGACACAGUCAGCGACACCACAGAUGACAUACCUAAUGACACAACAUAUGACAUGCUCAAUGACACCACCUUCGACACGCCUAACGAAAUGGACAACAAUGUAGGAGGUGGAAUAAAUGGCGACAUUAGCCACGGUGUACCCUGCACCGCUUAAAGCAUCACAGUUGUUCUAACAUGCCAUUCAGAGGACAUUAUCUAACCUUCUUUAACCUUCUAAGUGCCACAUGGAUCCCUCUUUGAGCUCAUGCAUCCAUCUCAAUUCAACAUGAAGCAAAUGUGUCCUUAAUGUGAGAGCUGUCCCUGCUGCAAACGUGCAGCCUUUCUUAUCAGACUAACAAUUCAUCCUGCAGCCUUUAAAACCAAGUAAAACCCACAGGCACCAUCACCUUACUUUCUUCUUUAGACUGUCCACUUAUAUGCUGCAUUACUGAUCACAAGGAGCCAUGCAUUUGAAGUGAUUGUAUUUAGUGUCUCUUUGGCAUGGAGGCGUGCAUGUGUGAAGCCUCAGACGAGGUGUAACUGUUAUUCUGCAGAGGAGGAGGAGGGGGAGAGUCUGCCCUCGCUAGUUUUAUGGCUGCAGUCGUGCUUUUGUACUCCUUGAUAAGAGCUUUACGAUUAAUACGCGCUGCUUCUGUGAUGUGCUUGUGUUUGAUGAUGAGAUGUUAAUCUCCACACAUUGUAAAAGAGCCUGUUCCAUCACCAAACAUGUUACUGUAAAGCACGGACGUUAUUAAUGUUUUUUUGCACGUUUACGCAAAAAAAAAAAAAAAAAAAAAAAAAAAAGGACCUUGGUGGUUUUGGUUCAGCUGUCGAGCAGCAGGAGCAGCUGUGGUGAUGUGAUAUGCUUUGUUUGGAUGUAUUUGCGUUUUGUUUUGGUUUUUUUUCUUAUUUAAGCCAAUUACGUCUGUCAGCUCUGUGUCUGUCUCAUUAGUUAGAAUUUUUACACAGAGUGCACACAAAACAUUUACUGUAUCUAACUGGAAAAAAAAAGAGUCCGUGUUUGGAACUCUUAAACUAUUUAUUCUCAUUUUCAACCUUUAAUGUACUAUUGCACAUAUGUGUAAGAGAGAGAAUGUCAGUGUGGUUGUUUUUGCACUAACUCCUUUUUGCAAUGUGACUGCAGAGAGAUGACGACCUCGGGAAAUCACAUGAAUGCUCGUUGUCUUUGUACAAAUUAGAAAAGCACCAUUUAAGCCAAAAAAUAAGACUUAAUAUACACAUCAAACAUAUAGAGACACAAGAAGAGGCAUUGAAAAGAUAAAGUCCUACUUUAAAAAGAAAGAAAUUAAAUUUAUAUUUAUAUGUGAA
This is a messenger RNA of Archocentrus centrarchus (flier cichlid), 2736 nucleotides long. RefSeq names its product X-linked Kx blood group (McLeod syndrome) (gene xk). The record is from RefSeq and is a predicted model, not a curated record. Lineage: Eukaryota; Metazoa; Chordata; Actinopteri; Cichliformes; Cichlidae. Gene Ontology annotation, cellular component: membrane.